This is a messenger RNA of Eucalyptus grandis, 607 nucleotides long. RefSeq names its product acrosin-like. The transcript is spliced from 4 exons. Bases 80 to 592 code for a protein of 170 amino acids. NCBI's taxonomy places the organism in Eukaryota, Viridiplantae, Streptophyta, Magnoliopsida, Myrtales, Myrtaceae. The record is from RefSeq and is a predicted model, not a curated record.
CUCCUCCUUCCUCUUCCCUGCCUUUGUAACCAUGGCUUGAAGGUUGGUCUCCUGCUGGUUGCAGCUCUGCUCUUAGUCAAUGCCACGGCUAUGGUCUCCGCCGAUGUCUCUGAAGAGUCACACAAAAAAGACAAGACUCCGCUGGCCGAGGCUCCUCAUCACGGCAAGGAGAAGCACGAACACCACCACUUCCACCACGACCACGACCACCACCGCCACGACCACCACACCCCACCCCACACUUCCGGGAAGGUCGGCCAGGCCACUCCUCCCCACCCUGCCCCCACCACCGCACCAUCUCCACCACGCCACUCCUCCCCAGCAUCCCCACCAUCCGCACCAUCCCUACCACGCCACUCCUCCCGAACAUCCCCACCACCCGCACCAUCCCUACCACGCCACUCCUCCCGAACAUCCCCACCACCGCACCAUCCCUACCACGCCCCUCCCCCUCACCACCACUGAGAGCCACCUGCGUCUCCACCAGUACGCGGGCAUUAAGGACUGCAAAGCCUGCUGCGACAAGGCCAAGUGUGUCCCUCUGCCAGAUCCAGCUGCAAGCCCUGGGACUAAUAAUAUGCUCCUCUUAUAGGUUCUAAAUUGUACU